Mycena indigotica is the source of this 864-nucleotide messenger RNA. RefSeq lists its product as uncharacterized. Bases 1 to 864 code for a protein of 287 amino acids. The record is from RefSeq and is a predicted model, not a curated record. The transcript has 10 exons. Gene Ontology annotation, molecular function: mRNA binding. Gene Ontology annotation, cellular component: cytoplasm; nucleus; ribonucleoprotein complex. NCBI's taxonomy places the organism in Eukaryota, Fungi, Basidiomycota, Agaricomycetes, Agaricales, Mycenaceae.
AUGUCUCGGCGUUUGUACCUCGGCAGACUUUCCACCGACACCCGUUCUGAGGACAUUUCGAAGCUGUUUGAGAAUUAUGGAGGCAUAAUCGACUGUCGUGUCAUGACCGGCUUCGGGUUUGUGGAGUUUGAGUCUUCCAAGGAUGCCGAAGACGCAGUGAACAACUUCAAUGGAAAGUCGUUCAUGGGCAACAACAUUGUUGUCGAGUUUGCGAAAGAGAGUCGGCCGCGUCGUGACCGGGAAUUUGACGACAGAGACCGCGACAGAGGCGAUAGAGGCGACAGAGGUGCUCGCUCUCGUCGCCCACCUGGCAUUCGGCUCAUCGUUUCCAACCUCUCCCGUGACACCAGCUGGCAGGACCUCAAGGAUUUUGGCCGCGAGGCUGGAAACGUUUCAUUUGCAGAUAUUGACUACAACCAAAGAGAACAAGGUGUUCUGGAGUAUUUGAGCCGUGAUGAUGCCGACAUUGCAGUCAAGGAACUCGACGGCAAGGAUCUCCGUGGUCGCGCAGUUCGUGUCGAAUAUGAUGACUCGCGUUCUGGUCCAGAUAACUACCGCCGAGAUGACCGUGGAGGAGGCGGAGGAGGCUAUCGUAGCAGGCGUGAUGGUGAUGACGACGACCGUGGUUAUCGUAGGCGCGACGACAGAGACAAGCGCGACAGAGAUAGGGAUGACCGUCGCAAAGACCGCUCGAGGUCCAGAUCUCCCCGGACACGUGAUCGUCGUAGGUCCCCACCCCGACGCGAACGAAGCCGUGACCGCGAUGACAAGAAGCGGGACAAGGACGACAAAGAUGGAAAGGACGACCGCGACCGUUCAGCCAAGAACGGAGAUGGAGGUUGGGGCAGGGACCGCUCUCGUUGA